AAAAGAUUUCCCGAAUGUUGGUGUAUCCAGCAUCCACUCUUGCCACAUUUUGCAGUGAUGGGCGUGACGAGUCCAGCUUAGUUCGUGGGAUGUUCCACCGAUAGAUUUUCAGGAUGAACAUGUGAAAACCUUCACCACCAGUUUUGUUCGUCACAGAAAAGCUAACAGAUUCCCCUUCUUGCAGAAAGGGUGCGAUGAAACUAUUUUUAGAACUAUGGUGGUUUCUGUGUGGACCACUAUUUCUGAAGAUAUGUCUCGGGAAUCCAGAUGCAAAACGUCUUUACGACGAUCUUCUGUCGAAUUACAAUCGACUUAUCCGACCUGUAGGCAACAAUUCAGAUCGAUUGACUGUCAAGAUGGGAUUGAAACUAGCACAAUUGAUCGAUGUGAAUUUGAAAAAUCAGAUUAUGACAACCAAUGUCUGGGUAGAACAGGAGUGGAAUGAUUAUAAGUUGAAAUGGAAUCCUGAGGACUACGGAGGGGUGGAAACCCUCCACGUACCUUCAGAACAUAUUUGGCUGCCAGAUAUAGUACUCUAUAAUAAUGCUGAUGGUAACUAUGAAGUGACAAUAAUGACAAAAGCAAUUCUCCACCAUACUGGGAAAGUUAUCUGGAACCCACCAGCAAUUUAUAAAUCGUUUUGCGAGAUUGAUGUUGAGUAUUUUCCUUUCGACGAACAAACUUGCUUUAUGAAAUUUGGUUCUUGGACUUACGAUGGCUACAUGGUUGAUCUGAGACACCUUCAACAAGUACAAGACUCCAACAAAAUCGAUGUAGGUAUAGACCUUCAAGACUACUACAUAUCAGUUGAAUGGGACAUAAUGCGUGUGCCAGCAGUACGCAAUGAAAAAUUCUACAGUUGCUGCGAAGAACCAUACCCCGACAUCAUCUUCAAUAUUACACUAAGGAGAAAAACAUUAUUUUAUACCGUGAACCUGAUAAUACCGUGCGUUGGAAUAUCUUUUCUAUCCAUUCUCGUAUUUUAUCUGCCGUCUGACUCAGGCGAGAAGGUGUCACUCUGUAUAUCUAUUUUACUAUCACUUACCGUUUUCUUCCUAUUAUUGGUGGAAAUUAUUCCUCCAACUUCCAUCACAGUGCCUCUUCUAGGAAAAUAUUUGCUUUUUACAAUGUUGCUGUGCACAUUAUCUGUUGUUGUAACAAUUGUUGUUUUGAACGUGAACUUCAGAUCUCCAGUAACCCACAAACUAGCUCCUUGGGUGAGGAUCUGCUUCAUCGAUAUAUUGCCUAAGUAUCUAUUCAUACAGAGGCCGAACAAAGACGACGACGAUGAAAAAAGUCAAGACAGCAAUGUUCUCACAGACAUCAUACAAAUACCAAUGUUAGAUAGAUGUAAAGCGUAUGAUAAAUCCCUGGAUAACUAUGAUUUUGCUAUGCAUCCUUCCAGAUACGAUAUGGAAGUAGCAUCACGAAUGGGAACCUGUUUUCGGGAAGUUCCUUAUCCCACAGUGCCGCUGAGCGGAGGUGACGAAGAACUUUACAGUCCGGCCAGUUGUAGGACGAAUAUUUUCAGUGCGAGCGACGAAAGUCCCUGCUUCGAUAAGAUUGACUUGCAUGAUAUGGAUAAAACCAUCAACGAUUCGAGAUUCAUAGCUCAGCAUGUGAGGAACAAGGAUGCGUUCGAAAAUGUGGAAGAGGAUUGGAAGUACGUCGCCAUGGUGCUAGACAGACUGUUUCUAUGGAUUUUCACUCUUUUGUGUAUUAUUGGUACGGGAAUUAUAAUUUUCAAUGCACCAUCGUUAUAUGAUACCAAUAAACCAAUAGACGUAUUGAUUUCGAAGGUGGCUAAGAAAAAGAUGGCACUAUUGAAAAUGGUUCCGGAAGAGUUAUAAGGAGAGUAUUUAUUAUCCAAUAAUUGACCCAAUACAGAAGAUAAUCAUUAAUAUUAUUAUUGUUAACUUAUUGAAUUUGUAUCAUUAUUAGAAAAUGAAAUUUUAUUCUUGAGUGAACUCUUUUGGAGUUUAUGAAUAAAAAAUAUAAA
Messenger RNA from Coccinella septempunctata (seven-spotted ladybird), 1999 nucleotides. RefSeq names its product acetylcholine receptor subunit alpha-like 1 (gene nAChRalpha1). The record is from RefSeq and is a predicted model, not a curated record. The transcript is spliced from 8 exons. Gene Ontology annotation, cellular component: synapse; neuron projection; postsynaptic membrane. Gene Ontology annotation, biological process: chemical synaptic transmission; regulation of membrane potential; nervous system process. NCBI's taxonomy places the organism in Eukaryota, Metazoa, Arthropoda, Insecta, Coleoptera, Coccinellidae. Bases 195 to 1850 code for a protein of 551 amino acids. Gene Ontology annotation, molecular function: acetylcholine-gated monoatomic cation-selective channel activity; transmembrane signaling receptor activity.